Prorocentrum cordatum is the source of this 276-nucleotide messenger RNA. The record is from the annotation of a GenBank genome assembly. NCBI's taxonomy places the organism in Eukaryota, Dinophyceae, Prorocentrales, Prorocentraceae.
GACGCGUCCAGGACGUGGGGCGACUGCGACCCCGCCGCGGUGGGCCUCGGGCCCGGCGCCGCCGCCCACGGCAGCGCGCUGAGGUCCUGCGGUGCCGCCCUGCUGCGGGGCGCGUUCUCCGCGCGGGCUGCCGAGGGCCUCCUGGACGCGUUCCUGCGGCUGCCACCGGACACCGUCGAGUCGCUCCGGCACGGCACGGUGCGCGCGUCGCGCGAGCAGACGCAUUUGCCCUUUGUGCCGCCCUUCUCGGAGUUGCCGCUCCUGGGGUCCAACCAG